AUGCAAUGCUUUGACCUUAUCUUCUUGGGUGGUGGUAGUUCUGUGUCUGCUAAACUUCAUCUAAUGCACUGGAACUCCACACUGUACAGCAGCAUUGAUGAGGCGGUAGGGAAGAAGCACGGCAUAGCUAUUAUUGCUUUGUUUGUGCAGAUAGGAAAAGAGCAUGUAGGCCUAAAGGCUGUAACUGAAAUUCUCCAGGACAUUCAGUACAAGGGAAAGUCCAAAACAAUACCCUGUUUUAAUCCCAACUCUUUAUUGCCAGAUCCUCUACUGCGUGACUACUGGGUGUAUGAGGGCUCUCUAACCAUUCCACCCUGCAGUGAAGGUGUCACCUGGAUAUUAUUUCGCUAUCCUUUGACUGUGUCCCAAGUGCAGAUAGAGGAAUUUCGUAGACUGAGGACACAUGUUAAAGGUGCAGAACUUUUAGAGGGCUGUGAUGGAAUCCUGGGAGAUAACUUCAGACCAACUCAGCCACUUAGCGAUAGAGUCAUCAGGGCUGCAUUUCAGUAGCAGAAGAGGAAGAACAACAAAAAUAAAUCUUUAUUCAGAGAGGGGGAAGACAAUGCUCCCACAGUGCCCUCAGAUGAGAAAUGGAAACUUUUGAAGCUGCUGCUUCAGUUGAACCACAAAGGCUGUAUUGUUUGUCUUCAUCUAAUUCAGCCUUGAUAGACAGCUUUGACAGUUGGUCUGUCCACACGGUCCAGUGAAAUUCUGGGAAUGGGGCUGUACAUUAAAAGAAGAAAACACAUUAAAUCUUCCAAUUCACACUGUUAACUAUUUUUAAAUGGUAAUUACCAUUGCUUAGAUAAUUUCUUUGCCAUAGCAUUCAAUAGUGGUCUGUGAUCCAAAUAGUACUAAUUGUAAGCUUGGUAUGGAUGUUAAUAUGUAGAAAUACUCAUUAUUGUUUUGAAUGUUAGAUUUAAUUUUAUUCUGUUUAUUCAUCUCUUGUGCUGUCAGUAACCAUCUUUUCUGUAGAGGGGAGGUGCAUUCUAUAAAGCUAAUAAAAACAUUGUUUGUUCACAGAGA
Messenger RNA from Fulmarus glacialis (Northern fulmar), 1026 nucleotides. RefSeq names its product carbonic anhydrase VIII (gene CA8). Lineage: Eukaryota; Metazoa; Chordata; Aves; Procellariiformes; Procellariidae. The record is from RefSeq and is a predicted model, not a curated record. The transcript is spliced from 7 exons. Gene Ontology annotation, molecular function: zinc ion binding; carbonate dehydratase activity. Bases 1 to 510 code for a protein of 169 amino acids.